This is a messenger RNA of Penicillium griseofulvum, 1068 nucleotides long. RefSeq lists its product as uncharacterized. The coding region runs from base 1 to 1068 and encodes 355 amino acids. Gene Ontology annotation, cellular component: mitochondrion. Gene Ontology annotation, molecular function: S-adenosylmethionine-dependent methyltransferase activity. Gene Ontology annotation, biological process: mitochondrial respiratory chain complex I assembly. The record is from RefSeq and is a predicted model, not a curated record. The transcript is spliced from 2 exons. Lineage: Eukaryota; Fungi; Ascomycota; Eurotiomycetes; Eurotiales; Aspergillaceae.
AUGAUACCUCUACAGACAUUUCGCGCCAGCCUUUCAAGGCGAUGCUUCGCCCCAACAACAAUCCGCAAAUAUGCCAGCCAGACACCCGGUAACCCAAUGCUUGAAGUCUUCAACCGCAAAGUCAAGCACCUCCAAAAGGAUCGGGCAGCCCGGAAUGUUGAAGAGAGCCGGAAAGUCGACUACCUGAAAGAUGAAGUAGCAAUGCGGCUAUGCGAGCGCCUCCUGGACAUUAAACGCGACUUCCCAAGCGUUCUAGAUCUAGGCGCAAACAGCUGCAACAUCGCCCGAGCUAUCACAUCCCCCAAUCUCGACUCGUCCAUGCCAGAAGGAACCAUCACACCACCACUAUCAAAAAAGAUCUCGAAGCUAACAUGCGUGGAGACAUCACACGCCCUGCUCCACCGCGACGAGAACGAUGACUUUAACAAAGAAAUCGAUAUCCAGCGGGAUGUGAUUCCGGACCUGGAGACGUUGCCGUACGCACCGAACAGCUUCGACGCCGUGCUCUCGUCGCUCUCGAUCCACUGGAUCAACGACCUGCCCGCGCUGCUAGCACAGGUGAACACAAUACUGAAGCCGGAUGCGCCGUUCAUCGCGGCCAUGUUUGGCGGUGAUACGCUGUACGAACUACGCGGGUCGCUGCAGCUGGCUGAUAUGGAGCGACGCGGUGGUGUGAGUCCGCAUGUGUCGCCUCUGGCAGAUGUCAAGGAUGUCGGGAGCUUGUUGAACCGUGCUGGGUUCAAGAUGCUUACUGUCGACGUUGAGGAUAUUGUGGUCGAGUUCCCGGAUACGUUUGCGCUUAUGCAGGAUUUGCAGGCGAUGGGUGAGAGCAACGCGAUCAUGAACCGUGACUCGGCGCCGCUUUCGCGGGAUGUCUUGCUGGCGAACGAGGCUAUAUAUCGUUCCCUGCAUAUGCAGGAGGGUGAUCGUGGUAUCCCGGCGACGUUCCGGUUGAUCUAUAUGAUUGGAUGGAAGGAAGGCGAAGGCCAGGCGCAGCCAUUGCAGCGUGGCAGCGGUGAUAUCAACCUCAAGGACGUCCUUGAGGGAGGUGAUUUUAAUAAGCCAUGA